UUUGAGGUUGAGAGCAAAUGAGAUGAUUGAAGAUCAGAAGAACAUCGUAAAGAAAGUUGAAACACUCUUAUCAGAUAACGUAAUGGCGGAUCAGCUUGAAAAGGAAUUAAACAAAAUAAUAAAUCUGCAACAACUGGACGUAACGUCAAAUGACAGAAGUAUCAGAGCCAUGAUAGGUGUUCAGGUAGACUGGAUGAUAAUACAAAGGGAGUUUGUUCAGGCAUUCCUUCAGCUAACAGAUGAAAAGUGCAAGUCUAAUUAUGACUUUGGGAAUCGUGCGAUCAUUGCAUUGCAAAGAAAUGAGAAGAACGCGUGGGACGUGUACAAUGAAGAUUGGAACAUUUAUCAGAACCUCCGUAAAGAGAUAAAUCACCGACUCGAAUGUAUUGGAAAUAAUACGACAGAUAGGAUCGCAACAGCAGAAAAUACGACAGAAAAGAGCACUACAGCAUGGAAUGCGACAGAAAAGAGCACAACAGCAGAAAAUGCGACAGAAAAGAGCACAACAGCAGAGAAUACGACAGAAAAGAGCACAACAGCAGAGAAUACGACAGAAAAGAGCACAACAGCAGAGAAUACGACAGAAAAGAGCACAACAGCAGAGAAUACGACAGAAAAGAGCACUACAGCAGAGAAUACGACAGAAAAGAGCACAACAGCAGAGAAUACGACAGAAAAGAGCACAACAGCAGAAAAUGCGACAGAAAAGAACACAACAGCAGAAAAUGCGACAGAAAAGAGCACAACAGCAGAGAAUACGACAGGUAAAGAUACGAAAGGGGCAGUUUCGUCAGACAUGGCUUUAUCAAAUAAUAUGGUAAAUCCAUUAAUUGCUAAUGCUAGUCACCAGGAUGAUAAAAGACCCAAAAAAUGGAAGAUCGUAAUAGGAAUAUCGGUAUCUGCAUUAGUCGCUGCUGUUAUAGUGCUUAUAAUCGUAAAGAAUAAAGUACAAAAACGCUGCACAGUCAAAGAGACGUUUCCUUGCACUGAAGAUGACAAGAAAAUUAGUGUACAUUUUCAGAGUAAAGAAAAAGCUGCUGAGUCAUAUUCUGACGCAGAAACUGACGAUAUGUAUGAUGAUAUAGCUAGUAUAAAGAAUCCUUCAAAGCACCAAAACAAUCAGUACAAUAAAUACAAACCAGCUAACCAUGACACAAUUCUAGAAAAAGCAAGCAGUUGCAAGGGAUCGGAGCCAUCUGCACCUCCAAAGACUGAUCUUGAAGCAGAUGGUACGUACGACACAAUCUGUGUUGUUGAGACUAGGAUCAGUGAACCACCAUGCCCAGAGGAUGCUAACUUUUCAGACGUCAUCACUCUUCAGAACACUCUUCAGAACACUAAACCAAGCAAUCUGAUUGAUGAUGAAGAUAGUGACAGCCAUUAUGAUGAUCUGACAGAGCUCAAAGGAAUGAUUAAUUCUCAUGCAGCACAAAGUAACAUUGUCGUACACAAAGUGAAACAAUGUGGAGCUGGAAAUGAUGAUGGAAUGUUGAGGAAUCCUGAACCGGCUACACAAAGAUCUUUGGGAGAUCUUUCCACUUAUAGUUGUACACUACAGUUGAACCAGACUUCGAUCCAGCAACCUUCUCAUAAUCUGAAGUUUCUCGUAGGGCAAUCCAGUACUGAAAUUAGUGGGGAGUACAGUACAAUCGAGCAAAGCCAGGGUGCAGCCAUAAUUGACAUGGAGAACGAGGAAAAUAAUUAUUCGCUGCUGCACGGAAACAAAAUGUCAAGUGAAAAAGAAGAUCUGCGUAAAAGAAACAUAAGGGAGGCAUCGAAAAAGCGGAACAGUUGCAUUUUAGAGCUCAACCAGAACAAGCAAUCAGUUCAAAACCUGACAAACCCCCCAUACAAUAAAAGUAUCAGUUUAACUGCACAAGGAGAAGAUGCUCCACGGUACCACACCACAAUGAAUACCUGCUCCAACCUGCAAAGAUAUAGUACCCAUCUAGAGCUGGAGACCCUAUCAAAACGUAUCACCAAACCUCUGGAGCUAAGUGUUAGUGAGGAUGUUGAAGAUCCGUACCAAGUGCCAGACGAGCUCGCUGUGAUUGGAGACUCUGAGGAGACAGAGACACUGAGGAGUGAAGAUAAGAUCUACGAAGUUCCAGAUGAACUGAGGGAUACUGCUGAUGAGGAGUACAAUAUGAUAAACCACAUCAACUCCAGUUCAGAUAAAACACCAUCUGAAGAAGACUGCUACUCUGUAUUGAACAGAAGUGGAGGUCCUGACAACACUCCAGAGGAGGAAAGCAGUGAGGAGGAAAGCAGUGAGGAGGAUCCGUACGAAAUACCAGAUGAGUUGACGGUGAUAAGAGGAACAGCACUGGUAGAUAAGGAACUUGAAGCAGGGGAGGAUGGGGGUAUUUGCUUCAAGAUGAACUUGGGACUGAGGAACCCAUCUGACACGGAGUGAUAGAUCUUAGAAGAAGAUGCGGAUGAUAAGGACGGUUUAUAUCAGAUUUAAUUUCGGAAAGAAAGAAGCCUUUACAAACUAACAUUUAUCUUUGUGAUUUGCUACCUAUACUACUGAUUUUGAUAUGUAAUGGUUUAUUCCUGUAAUGGUUUAUUCCUGUAACAAGUUUUAGCUUUAUAAAUAAACACACAUUUGACGGCUAAAAACGAUAUGUUCGAGUUUAUAUAGUAAUAGUGAACGUUUGAGCGUUAUUUUUGAUAAUUUCGUAUAUUAAUGCUAAUAUAUCUAUUAUACUAAUAAUUAAUCUAAUUAAUCAUACAGAUUAAAGUAGACAUAUUGAUCAGUUUUAGAGCCUGCUAAUUAUUUUAUUUCUUCGAUAUUUUUUACGUCAAAUCGUGCAAGAAAUUUUGUAAUAAUCAUUAAUUAGAGAGACUGCUUGACUUUUUUGUUUUUGAUUUUUUUUUAAAUGACUAAUUCUUAGUUAUCUGAGAUUUGGAUUAUUAAUGAGUGUCACAAGUAUCGUACAUCAUAUUAUUGUUAUCUAUUGUUUGUUAAAAUAAUUCUUGAAAAUUAAUAAG
Molecule: messenger RNA, 2994 nt
Organism: Bolinopsis microptera
Lineage: Eukaryota; Metazoa; Ctenophora; Tentaculata; Lobata; Bolinopsidae
Exons: 3
Coding region: 23-2416 (797 amino acids)
Source: RefSeq, a predicted model, not a curated record